Messenger RNA from Serendipita indica DSM 11827, 645 nucleotides. Lineage: Eukaryota; Fungi; Basidiomycota; Agaricomycetes; Sebacinales; Serendipitaceae. The record is from the annotation of a GenBank genome assembly.
AUGGAUUAUCCAACCUUUGGAGGAGACGAUCGCAAAAUUCAGCUCUGCGUGCAAUCACUCGACCGCAAGGGCGAGCUCUCAAAAUAUGACUGCCAUCGAGUGGUUGUCAAUCGCGCACCCAAACGACAUCGUUCUGUGACUGCCAUGAAUUUCUUUUCCCAGCCUGUAACGACUGCGGAUCCUGUUCCGCCCGUUCCCCCAGUCCCCGCUCCAGUCGCAGCCAAACGGCCGGCACCUCGAUUUUUAGAGGUCUUUGCUCCUAUGAACGUGACGGAUGAACCCGGACUGUCAUCCUCGCCCACGUCCACCCCUUCGACAAGCAGGACAUCCCUCCCCGCCACCCCCGCCUCACCUCGCCGCGAGCUUGACCACAUCGUUCCCAACUCGUACUUUGCUCUCGUUCCAGCGAAACGACUACCCCGUAACCCAACAACCAUGGUUUUCACGCCCGAGGAAGACCGCCACCCGGCGGCUACCCGGCAAUUAGCGGACGAGAGAGAAGAGGGUUACUGGCAAGAGGAUGAUGAGCCAUCAGUACCAGUCCACGGUCUACAAGACACCGUUCGCUCUGAUCGAUCAUAUGAGUGGACCAUGCGGAAAGAGCCGGCCUCCCUCAUGAUGGACGGGACGUUUGGACGAGUAUAG